UCUUCAAGCAGAAGCAGCGGUAGUGUGAACUGUGUUGUUAGUGAAACGUCUAGUUUAGCUUCAUUUAGCUUCAGUAAUGCCGUAUGCUAACCAGCCAACGGUAAAGAUCACAGAGCUGACAGACGAAAAUGUCAAGUUUGUCAUCGAAAACACGGAUUUGGCGGUCGCAAACUCCCUCCGCCGUGUCUUUAUGUCGGAGGUUCCUACAAUAGCCAUCGACUGGAUCCAGAUCGACGCCAAUUCGUCAGUACUGCACGAUGAGUUUAUCGCCCACAGAGUGGGGCUCAUACCACUCACCAGCGACGAUAUCGUGGACAAAAUGCAGUAUUCCAGGGACUGCACCUGUGAGGAUUUCUGUCAGGAGUGUUCUGUGGAGCUCACCCUGGAUGUUCGAUGUAACGAGGACCAGACGCGUCACGUGACCUCGCGUGACCUGUUGUCUAACAACCCCAGAGUCAUCCCGGUGAGGAAACUUUGCACGCAGCUCGGCUCACGUUUCUCCCUGCACAGGUUCUAUUACAACGUGGAGUCCUGCGGCUCCCUGCGGCCAGAGACCAUUGUCAUGUCAGCGCUGGCUGUCCUGAAGAAGAAGCUGAGUGACCUCCAAACCCAGCUGAGCCACGAGAUCCAGAACGACGUACUGAUCAUCAACUAAAGGACCUUCCUCCACACCAGCUUGAAUGGCUUUGCUGUGUCCUCCCUGCAGGCUGGCAGGAUCACUGAGAUCUGAUCCAUUAAAAUGUGGGUCGUGUUUUCUGGUCAUAAUAAAUUAAUUGAGUCUCAGUCACUAGAAAUGUAAAAUUCAAUGAGUUUGCGAGAUCAUUGUUUCAUUUUUAGUUUGAGCCAAAUGCAUAUUGAUCUUUUUUGCUGUCAGUGUAACACUUUAAACUGUUAUUUUUCCUUAAAUGUUCCUUUUUUAAAUAAAUAUUUUCUAAAGGAAAUUA
This is a messenger RNA of Neolamprologus brichardi, 944 nucleotides long. The record is from RefSeq and is a predicted model, not a curated record. Lineage: Eukaryota; Metazoa; Chordata; Actinopteri; Cichliformes; Cichlidae.